Stylophora pistillata is the source of this 3973-nucleotide messenger RNA. Its product is annotated as counting factor associated protein D. NCBI's taxonomy places the organism in Eukaryota, Metazoa, Cnidaria, Anthozoa, Scleractinia, Pocilloporidae. Gene Ontology annotation, biological process: proteolysis. The record is from RefSeq and is a predicted model, not a curated record. Gene Ontology annotation, molecular function: cysteine-type peptidase activity.
CUUAACCGUAAAGAAGCGUCAUAAAAAGACAUCCUUGCUGAAACAAAGGGUUGGCGAAUAAUUUUCCUUUUACCCCAAGGAAAGUGCUUCCAUUUUAGUAAACGAGAUAUUUAAAAAAUUUGAUAAUAUCCGAGAAGAAAAUUGCUUCUCCGUGGCCGUGUACACUGCUCGACCGGCCGGCUAAACACCUGUUGGACACCAGUUGGGUAAGAUGAAUACAAACCGUUUAUGACUUCAAACCAAAGCAUGCAACCAGACACGACUGUAAUUAAAGCAUAGGCCUUUUUAUGUCAUGGAAAACUAAAUGGUGAAUGUCAAGUGUGAGUUUGAGCGGGAAAUUGUCACUUGAUCUUCAUCUCUCUCUGGUCAAAGAGGCGAUGAGGCCACUACAUCUAUCACUUCUUAAAAUAGCAUCAUUGUUCAUGGCUGACCUAAGAGAACAUAAUCCCAACAUGGUAGAAAGUUUUGCAUCGUGUAUCCAAACUCAGUCGAGUGGAUGCUGAUUGCACAACACUCCCAUUGUCUCGCUAGUAACAUCUCAGUCAGCGGGGGUAAUGGCCACUCAGAUCAACACUGUAACGGCGAGUUUGAUAGGUCUGAUGAUGUUUUUUUUAUUCACUGCUGAGAUAUAUUAUUACUAUGGUCAUCAUAUCAAGCUCGUUAUUUCGAGAAGAUCACUCGAGAAAGGUAAAGAAUUGACGCAUUUGGAAGUCAAAUUCCCUAAAAACUACCACGCUACCGGGAGACUCUUUCUCCCUCACAGUAAGAUCGUGGAGCCGUUUGAAAUUUGGUUUACUUCAGAAUUUAACAGAAGUCGAAUUGACUACUAUUACGGCACGGACAAGACAUACCAAAGGGCAGACCUUGGCGAGUAUGGAGUGACAUUCAAAGUAGUACCAAUGUACACAGAGAGAGAUGGUAAUUAUAUCGGCUGCUGGAAGCUGGAGGGACACAAAGGAUGGCCGAUUAUACCACAACCUAUUGUACCAAACAUGACCUACUUUACGUACGCGGGCGAGGAAGUUUACAUGGGCACGCCUGUCACCAAGUGGGAAUACCGCUACCUCGUGUUUGACAUGCUGAAUACUCACACUCUCCUGGUCAGCAAGAUCGGCCCAGUCCGUCCCGUGCGGUAUGAGAUGAAGGGUUAUGACAGUCUUAUGGCGAGUUACUAUGAUAACUAUGUGUUGGAGUACAUCUCAUUUGAAGAAUGGAAACCUGACUUGGAAAAGUUUGAGUUACCAAAAGAUCAGUGGUGCUACAACUGGUCACACACUGUGGACUCGCAUUUUGUAUCAAAUCCCAUGGGUGAGUUUAUGUCUUACGGAGAAGACCUUGUGGAUGAGAUGUACCACAUUUACAAUCAACAUCAUGGCAAGGUCCAUGAUUCCAAACAUGAACACGUGAAGAGAAAGCGCAUUUUCCGCCAUAAUAUGAGGUACAUCAGAUCAAUAAACCGACAGAAUCUUACCUACAAACUGGCUCCCAACCACCUGGUGGAUCUUACUGAGGAAGAAUACGACGGGCAUGGAGGGGCCAACGAAGAUAAUAGUACUAAACAUGAGGGAGGCGUUCAUUUGGAAGAACAUGAAGCCCAUAAUAGGAUGACGUCGGCACCAAAGGCUACUGAGAUUCCAGAUGAGUUGGACUGGAGAGAUUUCGGUGCAGUAACACCAGUUCGGGGCCAAGGGAUCUGUGGUUCGUGUUACGCCUUAGGAGCCGUGGGAACCGUGGAGGGAGCAUAUUUCCUGAAAACAGGUCGACUUCUUGAACUGUCUGCACAGCAGAUAGUUGAUUGCUCCUGGGGGUCUGGGAACCACGGCUGCAGGGGAGGCUGGUAUAACAAAGCACUCAGUUGGAUUUAUCUGCAUGGAGUAGCGAAGGCAGAGAAUUACGGGCCUUACUUAGCUCAGGAAGGAACGUGCGAGACGAUUGGACUCAGAGAAAGGAUCAAAAUCAACGCCUUUGCCUUUAUCCCUAAGUACAAUAACAGUGCACUCAAAAGAGCCAUUGCCAAGUAUGGUCCUGUCUGUGUGUCCAUCAAUCAAAAGCCCCUUUCUCUGAAGUUUUACAGCUGGGGAGUCUACGAUAACCCCGAGUGUGAUAACAGCUCUACACUUCACACGGUUCUGGUGGUUGGUUAUGGAAAAGAGAAUGGAGUUCCUUAUUGGUUGGUAAAAAACUCGUGGUCCAAGACCUGGGGAAUUGAUGGUUACAUCAAAAUGGCCUGGAAAGGCAACAUUUGUGGAGUUACAAAGAAUCCUGUGGUGGCAAUAAUGAAUCACACUACUUUUCAGUUUCCUGUCAAGGAAAAAAUUAGUAACUCUCAUCCAUUGAAUCCUAAGUCUAUGGGAAGGAAAAUACAUGCAAGGCAUAGGCCAGGUUACCGUAAAAACACUAGUGGAGCUAGAAGCAAGUCGAUCUCGUCUGGUGAUAAACGCAAUAGGGAAAGAGUGACUUCUGUUUCAACUGAGGACUACUUAGAACCCAAAGACGGGAAAAACAAAGAAAAAUCUGUUGAGGUUAUGAAAUCUACGAGAACUUCAAACAGAAAUAAAUCAACUGAACUAAAAGUAGAUAAGAAUGUAAAGGAAAUGGUUGAGUUGAACAGAACAAUUGAUUCAAAACAGGAGGAAUUAUUAUCGGAGAGCGUAGAUAAAAGCACAAGAGAGAGUACCAACAUGGAUAUUUCACCACCUACCUCAAAGACACACAAACUUUUUUCAGAAAAAGAGGACAAAAAUUCGGAUAGGACUUUAGAGAUUAGCAACUCACCAGUAAUUUUGGAAAAUGAUUUUCACGAGGGCUACGAUGUUUCUAGAAGAGAGUAUUUUUCACCCUUUAAUAAUCGUGACUCGGCUUAUAAAUAUCCAGAGGAGAAAGACGAGUGGAUUCAAGGGAAAACCUACACCGAGCCAAGAUAUUUCAUCCCCUCAUAUGGAUACACUGCAUAUAAUUCGUAUCCAGUGGAGUUGGCUACACCCUAUGAUGAAAGUUAUGAAUUGGGGAGCGAUAAAGAUACGUGGUACCCUAGCAACAGGAAUCAGUGGCAUCUUAGCAACAACGCCGCUCCAGGAAUUGAUACUACAAACAAUAAAAUGCAGAAUGAUAUAGAGACCUUACCACCUCAAUUGGUAACAAAAACACACGAACCAUUAAAUGCAGAAGAUCAAGGCAUGAUUAGAACAGAAAUAAAAUCAAAUGCUUCAACAAUAACUACAGCAGCUACAGCAACAGCAACAACGAAGAGAAAGAAGCAACUUAAAAGCCGACCACGCCCAGUCAAACCUGCCAGCCAUUAUACUGGUAAAUUACAAGAAAUUUAUGAUAAACUUGAAAGGGUCAUUGCAUCCAGCCUGAAAAAGAACGCAAGACUCCGUGGUCAACGAUAGUGUUUUUACGCUCGCUACUUCAGACGAAAUUUGGUUUUGCGUAUCCUGAGUAAAUUCUUCCUUCCUUUUUUUCACGUGUUUCUUUUACAGUACCUUUUGAUUUCUCCUUCAUCACUCAUCUCUACUCCCUAUUGGGUUAUUUUGUAGUCUUUCGGAGUUUUCCUUCUCACGGAGCUAAUACUUUGUGUCCUACUUCAAGUUCAAGGUAGUUUCGCAGGUUCCUACAAACGAAUCAAAACGUUUUCAAUUCGCUCCUGUAGCAAAAACAUGAAUGAUAACCAACAAAUCAACCCAACAAUUCCUGGCUGAAAAAUACUAGACACAACAAUUACCAAUUAUCAGAUGAAACCGACUGAGCAGUAUAUUGCUGCCUACACGAGAACUGACCAGGCUAUAAAUGGCGGCCAGAAAUGCUCUUGUAAUUCAUUAAGAAAACUGACCAGUUUGUUUUAAAUGUAACAGUGUGAUCUCAGUUGCGUGAAUGUUUAGUGAAUGUUUAGAGUCUUAAAAGCACAUAAUUUCUAUAUUUUUUCUCAUCUUAAUUUAUUUAAACCUAUCAAAUGUGUAUAAUAAGGGAACAA